Molecule: messenger RNA, 825 nt
Organism: Phaeoacremonium minimum UCRPA7
Lineage: Eukaryota; Fungi; Ascomycota; Sordariomycetes; Togniniales; Togniniaceae
Exons: 2
Coding region: 1-825 (274 amino acids)
Biological process (GO): mitochondrial translation
Cellular component (GO): mitochondrial small ribosomal subunit
Molecular function (GO): structural constituent of ribosome
Source: RefSeq, a predicted model, not a curated record
AUGAGACUAUGGCUCCAGGAUGAAGGCAAGAAGUUCAAGACACACAGCCCCGGCUCGGGGCCGAACUACAUGGGCUCGCCAUACCAACCACUACAGCCGUUCCCCGAGAAUCCGAACUUCCUUAGCGAGCGCGUCCUCUCUGAAGACGCGCGGGAGAUGAUCUGGGAGAAGAUCAUGCGGCACGGAGAAUCGAUCAAAGCGGUCUCUGCGGAGCUUGGUGUCGACAUGAGAAGAGUGGCUGCAGUGGUCCGUUUGAAGGAAGUAGAAAAGGAUUGGGUAUCGAAAGGAAUACCACUGGCGAAGCCAUACGCCAAGGCUGUGAUGGACAUGCUUCCUCAAACGAGAUACCGUCCGGGCGAGAAAAACGCCCAUGAGCCCAUCAACGAGCUCCAUGUCCACAGCCACACCAUGCAGCAACUAUUCCUCCCCACCUCCGAAUCAAGGCAAUUCACGCGUGAGGAUGCCGCCAAGGCGUUCCACGACAAGAUGAUGUCCCCAGACAAGAGGGUACCACACCCCGAGCUGAUCGGCAUGCACAGGGAGAUCUUAUCGGGCAGUGAUGAGGUGGACAGCUUCGAGAAGUUCAAGCAGCAGGCGGCCGUCUCAGAACGAGAGAUCGCCGCCCGAGAAGUACGAAAGGCACAGCUGGAAGAGGAGCGGACGACGAGAGUGGACUCUGGCCGGUUCGAGUUCAGGUUCAAGGAGAUCAACGUCGAUGAUGUGGGCAAGGACGGCAGGUCACGAAAGGGCACGGGCUGGAGAUAUGGCGUGCCUUUCUAUGACAGAAAGAGAGGCCAGGUCAAGAUUCCCACCAGCGUUGGGUAA